Sinocyclocheilus anshuiensis is the source of this 765-nucleotide messenger RNA. RefSeq names its product selenoprotein O-like. Lineage: Eukaryota; Metazoa; Chordata; Actinopteri; Cypriniformes; Cyprinidae. The transcript is spliced from 3 exons. The annotation marks the transcript as partial. The record is from RefSeq and is a predicted model, not a curated record.
GGAACAAAAACAACGACGGACCAGAUUUCCGUGGGCAUUUGAGAACAGCUUGGUUCUCUUUGCAGUUACAUCGCUAUCACAUGUGGGGAUGGAUGACAUGGGAGUUAGCACAAGCCGCUCUUGCCUUGAGCGACAAAUACAGUUCGACAAUGUUGCUCUUAAAAAACUUCCACUGGACCCUUCCACCGAACCAGGGGUCCGAAAGGUCCGGGGGGCCUGUUUCUCUAGAGUCCAACCCACCCCUCUGAAGAACCCAAAGUUUGUGGCAGUUUCAGGUCCAGCUCUGGCACUGCUGGGUCUUGAUGCUGAUGAGGUUCUGAAGGAUCCACUGGGCCCAGAGUAUCUCAGUGGGUCUAAAGUGAUGCCAGGAUCAGAGCCUGCUGCCCAUUGCUACUGUGGACACCAGUUUGGACAGUUUGCAGGACAGCUUGGGGAUGGAGCUGCAUGUUAUCUGGGAGAAGUGAAAGCCCCGGUGGAUCAGAGCCCUGAGUUACUGCAUGAGAAUCCCACUGGACGCUGGGAGAUCCAGGUGAAGGGUGCGGGACUGACACCAUACUCUAGGCAGGCAGAUGGGAGAAAGGUUUUGCGCUCCAGCAUACGUGAGUUCCUGUGCAGCGAGGCCGUUUUUGCCUUGGGUGUCCCGACCACGAGAGGUGGAUCAGUAGUGACGUCAGAUUCACGAGUCAUGAGGGAUAUCUACUAUGAUGGCAAUCCACGCAUGGAAAGAUGCUCUGUGGUCUUGCGCAUUGCUCCCAGCUUUAUUAG